AUGUUGAAGAGUGUAAUUGUCGAUGAGCAUGGGAUAAGUGUUCUUGAAGAAGUUUAUGAAAGAAUAAUCACACAUGUAUUAAACUUGGAAGAGUUUAUGAAACAAUGCAUAUUGACAGUGAUGAGUAGCGUGACUAGUGGAGAUGAAAAUAGGAAAAUAUCCAGAGGCCGUCGGUCGUCAUCAUUGGACGAAGAAGCUGGAGUCGGAGAUAACAUGGGAGAAGUCCCUCUAAAGAAAGGUCCUUGGACUGCAGCAGAGGAUGCAAUUUUGUUAGAAUAUGUCAAUAAGCAUGGACAAGGCAAUUGGAAUGCAGUCCAAAAGUAUUCAGGACUUGCCCGUUGUGGGAAAAGCUGCCGUCUGCGGUGGGCAAAUCACUUGAGACCAGAUCUGAAAAAAGGUGCAAUUACUGAAGAGGAAGAGAACAGAAUCCUUGAGCUUCAUGCAAAAAUGGGGAACAAAUGGGCUCGGAUGGCUGCAGAGUUGCCUGGGCGUACUGAUAAUGAAAUCAAGAAUUAUUGGAAUACAAGAGUCAAAAGAAUGCAACGGGCUGGCUUACCAAUCUACCCUCCUGAGUUAUGUCAGCGGUUACUUAAUGGAAAUCAAGAAAGUCAAAAUGUUGGUCCUUUGACUAUUGAAGCCUCCCAGCAGGAUGACCUCUCACAAAUGGACAAUUUUGAUAUACCAAAUGAGGAUUUCAAAACUUUCAAAUUUCUUCAUGAUCCAUCAUUAGAACCAUCAAUUUUUGAUAUGCCGGAAAGCAACUUGUUUGAACAAAGUUUGGACCCGUCUCAUAGUUACGACUACUUGUUCCAAUCAAUAUAUCAUUCAAAACGUCCCCGGAAGUCAGAGAUGAUAUACAAUAGUUUUGGUAGUUGUACAAGUAAUGUCCCACUAUUUGAUCAGUAUGACAAUUAUAGUACUGAGAAAAUUUAUGACUAUCCUAGGUUUUCUCCUCCUUUCGAUCCUGUUCUUAACACCAGCAAUCAGUUUCAUGGUGAUAACAUAAACGGCAGCCAUGCCAUGUUAAAUGGCAACAUCUCUUCUUCUGUGCCCGAAUUUGGGGCUAUGAAGAUGGAGCUCCCUUCACUCCAAUAUACAGAAACUCAACAUGGUAGUUGGGGAAUGUCUGCAUCCUCACUUCCUAGGCUUGAUUCUGUAGAUACAUUGAUUCAGUCUCCUCCAAUUGAGUCUAUUCCAUCAGAUCUCAUUUCUCCACAAAGCAGUGGUUUGCUUGAAGAAAUAGUCUAUAACUCGAAGAUGUUGAGAGACUCAAACAAUGAUUUAUUUUGUCCAGAUAUAACUGGUACUACCAACGAAGCAGCAGGGAGUUCAACCUUGUAUCAUCCCUUUAAGACAGAAUGGGAUGAGCAAGGGGAGCCAAACUCCCCCUUGGGUCAAUCAGCUGUUUCAGUUCUGACUGACUAUACUCCUAUAAGCUCAGUAGAUGGGUCCCAGUCAAUUGAAACAACUCAAGAUCACGAUGAUAAGCUCGAAGCGCUCACCCAGAUCCCAAAUAGUUACAUGAAGAAAGAAAAUUUGGAACAGAUUGAUUUUUCGCAGCGCCCUGAUGCUUUAUUUGACUUAUCUUGGUUUGGGAAUGAUACUGAAUAUGGAAUUAAUCAAUUUGAUCUAAAAGACGCCCUAACUGCACUUAUUGUUGAAGAAAGCAAGGGUGACCUUGGUGAAGAUGACAAGGGUAACCUUGGUGAAGAUGGCAAGGGCAAUCAGUAG
Molecule: messenger RNA, 1731 nt
Organism: Sphenostylis stenocarpa
Lineage: Eukaryota; Viridiplantae; Streptophyta; Magnoliopsida; Fabales; Fabaceae
Source: the annotation of a GenBank genome assembly